Messenger RNA from Saprolegnia parasitica CBS 223.65, 198 nucleotides. RefSeq lists its product as hypothetical. The record is from RefSeq and is a predicted model, not a curated record. Lineage: Eukaryota; Oomycota; Saprolegniomycetes; Saprolegniales; Saprolegniaceae. Bases 1 to 198 code for a protein of 65 amino acids. The transcript is spliced from 2 exons.
AUGGGCUGCAGCGUCACUGACACGGUCCACGGCGACAUUGAUCCGACGCGCAUGCCUGUCAACGACCGCGGCGAGACCAAGAAGGUGGUCGAUGAAGUGGGCUGGCUGCGCUCGGGCGACAUUGGCGUCUGGAUGUUUCAUGGCCGCCUCAAGAGUGCCCACCGCAAGACGAACAUCUUCAAGCGCUUGCAGGCGUGA